UGAUAUGUGUGCGAGUGGAACUGCAGUUCACGAACAACAACCCCAUAAAAAACUAUUCGCGUUUUCGCCGAAACUCGUAAAGCUCUUUCUACGAUUUAUUAUAAUCUCCCCGAUCCUUUUUUUUUUUUUUUAAAGUCACGGUUUUAUUGUGCAACAAUGGAAAAAUAAACGCAUUCGUGCUUGGGACUACAGUGAAUAGGUCUUUCCGGAGUCCCCGCUCUUCUUCACUUCCUGGUCGCGCCGACGUCACCUACGUCUUCCUCUUGCCGUCCUGUUGCGCUUUACAGCUGGUCCUGGGCUGCGGAUAGCGUGAAAACGCUUUCAUUCGUUCCUAUGCAGAGAACAGCACGAAGAGUAUAAGUACUCCGCACAGCAUCAGCUGUAGGAAGGAGGGUGACAAACAUGUCUUUACUCCUUGUCCACCCAUUCGGGGAGCUGCCGCCGGACAACUCUGUCAACACCAAACUCUUCCUGGAUACCGUGUCGCACCUACCGUCCUUCUUCGAUUGUUUAGGCUCCAAAGUGUUCUCACUCAUCAAGUCAGACAUUAAUGGCAACAUCACGAAAAUUAAAGAAGUCUAUGUGAAGGACCCACAAAGGUACGUCACCCUGCAGCACAUCCUAGAGGCCGAGCGGCGAGACCUGGCGGAUGAGUGGCCCAAAGUGGGAGCCACGCUGGCCCUCAUGUGGCUUAAGAGGGGUCUUCGUUUCAUCCAAGUCUUGCUGCAGAGUUUGGCAGAUGGUGAACAAGAUCCAAACCAGCCCAACCUCAUUCGUGUCAACAUCACCAAAGCUUAUGAGCAGGCACUCAAAAGAUACCACGGGUGGUUUGUGCAGAAGAUUUUCAAUACGGCACUGUACGCAGCUCCUUACAGGUCCAACUUCCUCAAAGCGCUUUCGAAAGGAGAUGACGUGAAAGAGGAAGAGUGCCUCGAAAAUGUGCGUCGCUUCCUGGUCAACUACACCCCCACCAUCGAUGCCAUCUAUGAGAUGUACGCGCGCCUCGACGCGGAGCUGGACUACAAAGUUUGAUGGCACGGCAUUACUUAUGGAGCUUUCAUGUGUGCGCCCCAUUUAUUUAAUAUUGUGUGCCUUAUGAUGCAGUGCAAUUACGCUACUUGCCCCUUUCUCGAAUUUGCAUAUUUAUCACACAAAAAGGUUUCAGUUCAUCAAAUGACAACACAAGCAAAAAACACCCAAAAAAAAUCCAUUCCUACACUGCUAGUAUUGGCACCUCUGCAAUUCUGUCAGAUAAUGCUCAAUUUCUUCCAGAAAAUGAAUGCCAUUCCAAAUGCUUUGGUCGUCAUAUCUUCAUUUAUUUUGCCCGCGAUGAAAAACCACAAAAAAUUAAAAUAAAAAAAUAAAUCAAUUUACGGACAGAAUAUCGUUAGCCUCAUAGGCUAAGUCGGAUUACACCGGUUUUAGAAAACAAAAAACAUUUGUCUGUAAACCAGUUGGCAUUUUAUAUUAAUAUUGUUUUGAUUUCUAAAAAGUAGGGCUGUCAAACGAUUAAAAUCCUUAAUCGAGUUAAUUACAGCUUAAAAAUUAAUGAAUCGUAAUUAAUCGCAAUUCAAACCAUCUAUAAAAUAUGCCAUAUUUUUCUGUAAAUUAUUGUUGGAAUGGAAAGAUAAGACACAAGACUAGUGCUGCAACAAUCGAUUAACUCAAGUAUUCAAUUGGAAAAAAAUAUUCGAAUGAAAUUUUGUUGCUUUGAGUAUUAGUUUAAUUAAAUUGGCUUUGUAAUGGUUUAUUUUGAAAGUGUUUGCAUUUAGUUUUACUGAUUAGGCCCUCUGGUCUGCCUCUUUUCACAUGGCUGAAUCCAACUGCUCCCCGUUAAGAGCAACGUAAGCUAAGUUUUGUUUGAGCUAUUUUUUUUUUUUUUUUUUUAAUAGAUUCAUAAUUUAGUUAAUAGGUAUAUUUAGCCAUUUUUUUGGGUGGGAAUAUGUGUCUGAACCAUUUGUUUCGAGCAUUGUAAAAAAAAACGAGCAUUUUAUAGCAUUUAAGCGAGCUGACUUUUUCUAUGUAAGUUAGCCAAUUGUUCUUUUGAUGUACAUAGAUGCUCAUUUUUUGAAAAAAAUUAUACCGUUUGAGGCUCAGCUCAGGUAUUUUAAUUUUUUAUGUUCCUUAUCCGAUUACUCAAUUAUUCGAACUAACUAGUGCAUCGAUUAAUCAACUACUAAAAUAUUCGAUAGCUGCAGCCCUACACAAGACGGAUAAAUACAUUCAACAUACGGUACAUAAGUACUGUAUUUGUUCAUUAUAAUAAUAAAUCAACAAUAUGGCAUUAACAUUAAUAACAUUCGCUUAAAGCGAUCCAUGGAUAGAAAGACUUGUAGUUCUUAAAAGAUGAAUGUUAGUACAAGUUAUAGAAAUUUUAUAUUAAAACCCCUCUUAAUGUUUUCGUUUUAUUAAAAUUUUCAAUCAAAAAAUAAACGAGUAGCUCGCCAUUGUUGAUGUCAAUAAUUACACCAUGCUUACUCAUUUUGCUGAAACCCAUAAAAUCAUUUGAACCCAAGCGCCAGCAGAGGGCGCCAAACACCAAAAAAACAAGUAACAAGCGGACAUUACACAUUUUACUCUGUUUGAGCGGGGCAUGUGCGUUAAUUGCAUCAAAUAUUUUAACGUGAUUAAUUUAAAAAAUUAAUUACCGCCCGUUAACGCGAUAAUUUUGACAGCCCUACUAAAAAGUGUUGUGAUUGGCCAAGGAAAUAAACAGGGAUUAUCACCAAAAAAAAUGACUGUAGUCCCCGGGUUACGAAUGAGUUCCGCUCCUACACUGGUGACGUAACCCUAAUUUCUGCGUAAAUCAGAGUUAACCCUUUAAAUCUCAAAAAAAAAAAAAAAAAAAAAUCCAAAAUGUCCAAAAGUAUUUUUUUAAUGAUAGAGGAAACACUGCCCUCUGGUGGCAGCAUUCGGUCUGGGUGGACUGACAGAGGACCUUACACACACAUCUGACAUGGAUAAAAGCUGCGCUAUGGUUUGGCCCACAUUAGGCUGUAAAUUGCUUCAGCUAAUAUAUGUUUGUUGAUGCAUUUGUAAUUAGAGCAAUUUGCUCUGAGAAUUGUAAAUACGUUAGCAUUCAUAGCAUUUAAGAUAGUGGUCUUUUGCCAGGCAAAUUGAAUCUACUAAAUUUACAUAUUGAUGAGAAUAGAUGGACGUUUGAACACUAAUUGUUUUGUGUCAUGUGUUUUCUUGUUAAAAUGCGUGUCAUUUUGAACAGACAUGUACAUAUGUGUGGUAAAGCUUUACAAAUUGUCAAAAGUGUAGGAGGUAGAAAGCAAAAACUGCUAUGCUGUAAAACUGAAAAACUUCACAUUUAGUGAGGAAAGAACACGUCAUAUUAAUAAGGUAAAGUAAGAAGAUCAUGUGAGGUACAAUAAGGUACUGUUAAUGUGACCCAAAAAAAUGGAGAAAAAAAUGGCGGACGAGACUCAAGCGUCAUAAAGGCGAAAUCGCAUAAGUCGGAUACGUCGUAACACAGGGACGACCUGUACAUGUUAAACUGCUGGCAAAAAGUAUUGGCAUCCCUGCAAUUUUGUCAGAUCAUGCUCAAUUUCUCCCAAAAAAAUGAUCACAACUACAAAUGCUUUGGUAGUAAUAUCUUCAUUUAUUUUGCUUUAACGAAAAAACGAGAAUCGGAAAAAAAAUUAAAUUAUCCUUUUAGACAAAACUCCGGACAAAAGCAUUGGCACCCUUUGAAAAAUCAUGCGAUGCUUCUCUAAUUUGUGUAAUUAACAGCACCUGUUACUUACCUGUGGCGCAUAACAGUGGUGGCAAUAACUAAAUCGCACUUUCAGCCAGUUAAAAUGGAUUAAAGUUACCUCAACCUCUUUCCUGUGUACUUGUGUGUACCACAUUGAGCAUGGAGAAAAGAAACAAGACCAAAGAACUGUCUGAGGAUUUGACAAGCAAAAUUGCGAGGAAGCAAUCUCAAGGCUACAAGUCCAUCUCCAAAGACCUGAAUGUUCCUGUGUCUACCGUGCGCACUGUCAUCAAUAAGUGUAAAGCCCAUGGCAUUUUGGCUAACCUACCUAGAUGUGGAUGGAAAAGAAAAAUUGACAAGAGAAUUAAACGAAAGAUUGUGUGGAUGGUGGAUAAAGAACCUCGACUAACAUCCAAACACGUUCAAGCUGUCCCGCAGUCCGAGGGUACGACAGUGUCAACCCGUACUAUCCGUCAGCGUUUGAAUGAAAAGGGAUUCUAUGGUAGGAUACCCUGGAAGACCUCACUUCUGACCCAGAGACAUAAAAAAGCCAGGCUGGAGUUUGCCAAAACUUACCUGAGAAAGCCAAAAAGAGCUUUUUGGGAAAAGGCAUCAACAUAGAGUUUACAGGGGAAAGGAAAAAUGAGGCCUUCAAAGAAAAGAACACAGUCCCCACAGUCAAACAUGGCGGAGGUUCCCUGAUGUUUUGGGGUUGCGCCGCUGCCUCUGGCACUGGACUGCUUGACCGUGUUCAUGGCAUUAUGAAGUCUGAAGACUAACAACAAAUUUUGCAGCAUAAUGUAGGGCCCAGUGUGAGAAAGCUGGGUCUCCCUCAGAGGUCAUGGGUCUUCCAGCACGACAAUGACCCAAAACACCCUUCAAAAACCACUAGAAAAUGGUUUGAGAGGAAUGAGUCCAGACCUGAAUCGCAUAGAGACGUGGAGAGAUCUGAAAAUGGCACCCUUCAAAUCUAAGAGACCUGGAGCAGUUGGCAAAAGAAUGGUCUAAAAUUGUAAUAAUCUCAUUGAUGGAUACUGGAACUGGUUGUUCGCAGUUAUUUUGUCCAAAGCAGGGGUCCUCAAACUACGGCCCGCGGGCCGAAUACGGCCCGCCUCCACAUUAGGUCCGGCCCCCAGAACAAUUUUUUUUUUUUUUUAAUUGUGUUAUUUAUUUUCUGAGUUUUUCUGUGAAGACCCCAGAGAGGGUUAUUUGGUUAUUAUCUAUUUGAUUAAUAGUGUUAUAAUAUAUUUAUAUUUAGGGCUGUCAAAGGAUUACAAUUUUUAAUCAUGUUAAUCACAGCUUAAAAAUAAUCGUAAUUAAUCGCAAUUCAAACCAUCUAUAAAAUAUGCCAUAUUUUUCUGUAAAUUAUUGUUGGAAUGGAAAGAUAAGACACAGGACGGAUAUAUACGUUCAACAUAAGGUACAUACAGUAAGUAAUGUAUUUGUUUAUUAUAACAAUCAACAAGAUGGCAUUAACAUUAUUAACAUUCUGUUAGUUAUCCAUGGAUAGAAAGAAUUGUAGUUCUGAAAAGAUAAAUGUUAGUACAAGUUAUAGAAAUUUUAUAUUAAAAACCCUCUUAAUAAAAUUUGUAAAAUUUUCAAACAAAAAAAUAAACUAGUAGCUCGCCAUUGUUGAUGUCAAUAAUUACACAAUGCUGAUGGUGCUGAAACCCAUAAAAUCAGUCGCACCCAAGCGCCAGCAAAGUGCGACAAAACACCCAAAAACACAAGUAACAAAUGGACAUGACACUGUGCUGUCAUUUUAAUCUGUUUGAUUGGGGCAUGUCCGUUAAAUGCAUCAAAUAUUUUAACGUGAAUAAUUUUAAAAAUUAAUUACCGCCCGUUAACGCGAUAAUUUUGACAGCCCUAGUUAUAUUCUAUUGUAUUAUUAUAUUAUGUUUUAUUUUUAGUAAUUUUAUUUACUUUUGUUCUGUGAAGAAUCCAGCAAGGGUUAUUUGAUUGUGGCUUUCUGAAAAACAAUACAUUUUUACAUUUAGGCACUCCUGCAGUCGUCACACUUUUUUUUGUUUAAAACUGACCAGAGAAGGGAAAAGUUAUGUGGCCCUCACAGGAAAAAGUUUGGGGACCCCUGGUCUAAAGGUUGUGCUACCAGGUAUUAAGCUGAGGGUGCUAAUACUUUUGUCCAGGCCAUUUUUGGAAUUUUGUGUAAAUUGAUAUAGAUUUUUAAAAAAAAACAUUCUCUUUUGUGUUUUUUCAUUGCAAGCCAAAUAAAUGAAGAUAUUACUACCAAACCAUUUGUAAUCGCAAUCAUUUUCUGAAAGAAAUUGAGCAUUAUCUGACAAAAUUGCAAUGGUGCCAAUACUUUUGGCCAGCACUGUAUGAGGCUAAUUAUAUAUAAUUUUGUUUUGUGCUAAGUAAUCAUCCAGCAUUAAAUUUAACUCGUAGCAUUAGCAUAGCGUUAGCAUUAGGGUUGCCAAAUAGAGGCAAAAGUACAGUAUGGCUGGUACUUGCAACUCCCAGAGUUUCGGGAACGUAACAUCGCUGCUCUGACAUUGGCUAUUGCCUAGUAUUUCCUGCAUUCCAAUUGGCUAAGAGGGACCAAAACUGUAUGUGUGCAUCUUCGUCAUUCGCCCAUCAUGUUCCGACAGCUUUACAUGAGUGUAUUUUAUUCUUUCAUUGCAUUAUGCACAACUCUGACUUUGUUUAUUGUGCAAUAACCAAAUUGUAACAUGUAUUUGUUACAUGUUUCGAUCCAUUUUUAUGUCUGAAUUUUGGAGGGCUUGGAAGCAAUUAGGGCAUUGACAUGGAAAAACACGUCUCUUCUUACAGAAUUUUCAAGUUACGACUAUACUUCCAGAAGCAAUUAAUUUUGUAAGUAAGGGUACCACUGUAUCUUGUUCAUUUGAGAUUGUUGGAAAACCUUUAUUUCGGACUAAAACCUGUCAAACUCUCGCAGACAAAAACAUUUUCGGCAUUCAUCGAUUAAAACUCGAAGACUAGCGCAUUUUGAAGUGACUUUUAAAUAUGUCUGGGACGUGGGGUGCCCAAGUCUGGUCCUUGAGAGCCCCUAUCCAGCUUGUUUUCCAUGUCUUUUACCUUUAACACAACUGGAUCAAAUGAUCAGGUCAUCAGCAAACUGAUUGCCCCCUUGCAUUCUACAUUUCCUUGGGUUUUCGCUGUGUAAUAUUAGCAUUUGUUUGUUGAACUGAAACCUUUGUGUGUGAUAAAUAUGAAGAAAAAAAAUUCAUGAAGAGGGCAGAUACUUUAUAAUCUGUGAAGCCUUAUGAUGAAGUGAAUCUUAAUUUUUAACGCAGUCACGAUGCUGCAUUUCAACCUUAUUUCAUAAUAAAUAAGACUGGUGCCUUAAUGUAACUGGACCUAAAAUGUGUGGAAAUUGUAUUCAAAAAUUACUCAACCCCCACUUUAGUAUUUGUAGUAUGUCAUAC
Messenger RNA from Corythoichthys intestinalis (scribbled pipefish), 7110 nucleotides. Its product is annotated as glycolipid transfer protein-like. The record is from RefSeq and is a predicted model, not a curated record. Bases 403 to 1032 code for a protein of 209 amino acids. Gene Ontology annotation, cellular component: cytoplasm. Gene Ontology annotation, biological process: ER to Golgi ceramide transport; intermembrane lipid transfer. NCBI's taxonomy places the organism in Eukaryota, Metazoa, Chordata, Actinopteri, Syngnathiformes, Syngnathidae. Gene Ontology annotation, molecular function: lipid transfer activity. The transcript has 5 exons.